AUGUCUGCCGUUGCUGCCGAUGGCAGCAUGCCGCUAAUGGAGCUGCAUGCCGUCCACUUCGGCUCUCAAGGCCUUGUGCCUUUGAGAGCUGAGGACUUGGCGCCAGGAGGAGCAGGCGCAAGUGCACUUCUUUCGGAAGCACUUGCCAGAGCUUCUGCUCAUGAACUGGACAGACCAGAAGGUGCAGAAAGUGUCCAGGUGACGGCCGUGUUCACUGGACGUCUGACAUUUUUAGCCAGAGGCCAGAUGAACGAAGAUCCAUUAUUGCAACUCCCUCUGCUCAUGGCACAUGUCAGUGCCACGCCCGUGGACGAUGCAGCAGCAUUGCUUGCGUUGGUGGUACCGUCGAGUUCAGCAUCCACGGAGGCCUGGGUGAUGCGUGUCUAUGGACGAGAGCCGGAACUUCAAGCAGUAAUGGGGCUGCUAAGCAAGUCCGGAGUGAUUCGGCACGACCUGUCUGCCGCCUAUGUCAUAGGACCCCUACUUGCGAAAGGAGGAUUUAGCUCGGUAUUCCGAGCUCAGCAACAUGACCCGAGCUCCGCUGGACAAGGGAAGGUUGCUUUCAAAGUUGUUCCAAUGGCGGAUGGUGGAGCUCUUCAACGACAGAUGAGAAAGGAGGUUGAGCUGCAGCUGCUCUGCCAUGAGCACCAAAACAUCGUCAAGCUCGUCUCCAUGUUCCAGGCCGACGGCCAGCAGUUCGCCGAUGACAGGAGACCUCGCUGGGCCAUGGCCCUGUCCCUGGCAGGUCAGGGGGACUUAUUCGAUUGGGUGCAUUGUGGAGGCACUGUGUCGGAAAACUUUGCGGCCAGCAUCAUGCAGGGUCUGCUGGCCGCUUUAAGACAUAUACAUCUUCAGGGAGUCUGCCACCGAGAUGUGAAGCCCGAGAAUGUGCUUCUCUCGAACUCGCGUCCCCUCUUGUGUGACUUUGGGGUCGCAACACGCCUCAGCGAAGUUCGGAAGCGCCCGAUCCACUGCGGGCCUGCGGGCUUUACAGCACCCGAGAUAUUGCUCAAUAUGGAGCCCACAACCCAGAGUGACGUCUUCAGCGCUGGCUGUGUGCUUUUCUUCAUGAUUCUGAAGCAGCGACCCUUCUGUGACCCCGACUUAGCGACGGCCGUCAACAGCGCGUUGACGCGGAAGAUCAACCUCGAUCAAUACGUCGAGCUUCAGGACUCUCACGCUUUGAAAGAUUUGCUCGGUGCACUUAUGGAGAGAUCACCGCUGCAGCGGCCCGAUGCGAAUGCCGCACUCGGCUACAGCUUCCUUCAGGCAGGGCUGGCACCACAUCCGCCGCCAACUGAUCCGACUUCCCGAGCUCAUCAGCGCAAGCAGGCAUUUGCGAAGAUGAUGACUACCGGGGACAAGCAGGCACCUCCCAGCGACUCAGCCAAGCUGGAGGUCCCGCAAGAUGAGAGCAUGCACCAGGAAAUGUCCUUGCACAGCUUCGAAGGGACUCCACCGGAUCCGAACGGCACCACUUGGCAGUCCUGCUUUUCAAACUCUGCCGUUCGAAGCGAGCCGUUGGUGUUCCGCCGACGUUAUGUCGUAGUCAGUGGCACUACGAAGAGCUCUCUUCAACUCAAACCCGUCAGGCAGCUGUUGGAUGUCCUGGAUCUGAGCCAUACGAUUUGGCAAACCUUGGAGUUAUCUGACUGCGAGCAAGUUCCGCUUGAAGUUCCUGAUGAUUCGGAACCCUACUCUCCGUCUGCCUUUGACGCGCAGCCUCCCAGCAAUGUUCUGCUGAACUCAGAGCCUGCCAGGCAUGGUCCUGAAAGGAUGGUGACGGGACAGAUUCGCAGCUUUGUCCGUCAGAACUCUGGUGGCAAGAAGUUUCGCAUCGACAGCGUAGGAGGCGGAAUGACUUCCGAAAUGGGCGAGCAUGCCAGGCUCGUCGGGCCUACAGGGCUGACCUGGAUCAAGCCUCCAGAAGUGGUAGGAUGGGCAUGUUUCGAGCCUCUAGACUCUAGUCCCUUUGGUCAUCUCUUCUACAUCCCAUGUGACGCCAUGGAUGACUGGGACGUGAAAGCAGAAACGCCUGCGCUCAAGCGGCCACGCCUGGCUGAGGCCACGCCCUUCCUCGGAGGAGCGUCGGAAGCUGGCAUCAGCGCGCAGACGCCCUUUUUACCACCCCCAAGUGAGGCUAUAGACCAUUUAAAAAUGGUGACCUCAGAGAAGGAACCACGAAGUGUAUUGGUUUGUGGGGACAUGUACGGCCGCCUGGACUUGUUGCAUGCAAAGUUGAUCGAGUUGAAGAGAGAGGUAGAUCUGGUCCUUGCGGUGGGCCAGUUCUUGCCACCAAAUGAGAUGUGCAGCCGCAUUUCGGAUUAUGUGGGUUCGGCCGCGGCUCGCGUCCUGCCAGUGCCUGUGUACUUCAUCGACAGUGCGUCCGAGGUAUUCAUAAAGAAGGCUGAGCAAGAUAAGAAGCCUGUUCUUUUGCAGCCGAACCUGACAUUCUUGGGGUCCUGUGGGAUAGCGGAAGUAGCAGGGUUGCGCAUUGCCUACCUUUCGGGCAGUUACGACGCAGAGGUCUUCAAACAAAAAUGGGGUCGUGGACUUUUUCACGGUCCUCAUUACACUUCGGCGGCAUUGGACAAGAUUGAAAAACAAGCUUUCAUGAUGCAUCGGAAAGGGGAGAGCAUCGAUAUUUUGUUGACCUCCGAAUGGCCUGACAAGGUGUGGUCAUCGCAUGCCAAAGCCUGGGUAACCCCAGUUGUGAAAAAGACGUGCUCGAGUCCUGCUGUCUCCAGGCUCGCCGCUAAGCUCUGCCCCCAGUACCAUAUCUACGGAAUUGCUGAUCGAUUCUGCAAGGUCAAGUCUGACAGGAGAAGUGGUGCCAUUUGUCACUCUACCACAUCCGUGUCCUUGGCCCAUGUCCGGGAUCUGCAUUACAUGGAAGGUCAGACUAGAUGGUGCGAGACCCUGUCAAUUCGACCAAGCGCCAAGAAAUCAAUUGCACCUGUGAUCGUUGACAUAGAGGAUGAAGACCUCUUCGUCGAGACGAAGCGGGCUCCGGUGAUUGGAGCAAAGGUGGCAGCAGACCAGGUGAAUCGCGACCUCUUCGGCACGUGCCACUUCACGCAGGAGCGGACAGAGGACGGCCGGCGCCGGCGGCUUGUGAGGAAGGCCACGCUUGGCGAAGGGCAGGAAGGGCAGCCUCAGGAGGAGGACUUCGACGACACCGCCUCAUGGCAAUCUUGGAGGUCCGGGGUGAUGUCCAGUGCCUCGCGGCGCUCUUCGCGUGGCCGAAGUGGCUCCGUGAUGAGUCUGGUAAGCAAUGCGAGUGCUGUAGCAAUGCGCGAGCUGCUGGCAGCCAGCGACGAUGAGGCACAUCGAGACGACACUGAUGAAGACUAUGCCAUAGGACCGCCAGCAGGACGAACUCUCUCUGGAAGGAGUGUUGGUGGACCACCCGUGAUGCACAGACUCUCCAUCCCAGGGGCUGGUGAUCAUCCGCCAAAGAGGCCGAUGCUAACGCCGUCGCCACCGCAGACAGCUCGCGAGACGAGGGAUGAGCGAGGAGAUCGCGACUGGGGCACCUGUGUUUUUGGCAAGGAUCAAGCAGGGCCUGGCCGGGGACGCAGAUUAGUGAAGCCGAUGUGUCAGCAGCUGGCUGUUCCUGGUCCAGAGGCCCAUAGUUAA
Molecule: messenger RNA, 3639 nt
Organism: Symbiodinium sp. CCMP2592
Lineage: Eukaryota; Dinophyceae; Suessiales; Symbiodiniaceae
Source: the annotation of a GenBank genome assembly